Messenger RNA from Paramisgurnus dabryanus, 1871 nucleotides. The record is from RefSeq and is a predicted model, not a curated record. NCBI's taxonomy places the organism in Eukaryota, Metazoa, Chordata, Actinopteri, Cypriniformes, Cobitidae.
AAACAUCGGCAGUACUGAGGAGUCAGAGCCCGACACACACACUGAAGACACUAUGGGUUUUUCUCGCUUGUUAAGAUCCAUUGCCUUUCUUCUCAUUGUACUUCACCAAACCUCUGGAUUCUGGUUAUUAAACGUUAUCUUUCCACCGACAGCCAAACAACAACUUGUAACUAACAGCACUCCACCUCUUAUUAUAGUACCUGGAAACUUGGGUAAUCGCCUGGAGGCCAGAAUAGACAAGCCUACACUUGUGCACUGGAUGUGUUACAAGAAAUCUGAACACUGGUUCCCACUCUGGAUUGACUUAAACAUGUUUGUGCCCAUUGGAAUUGACUGCUGGAUUGAUAAUAUAAGAAUUGUUUACAACAGAACAACUCGCAAGGCAUCUAAUGCACCAGGUGUGGAGGUCAGGGUACCUGGAUUUGGACAGACCCAUCCUUUGGAGUUUCUUGACCUAAACAAGCUAACAGGGUACUUUCAUACCAUGGUUGAACAUUUGGUUAACAUUGGAUAUGUUCGAAAUGCGACAGUCCGUGGCGCUCCAUAUGAUUGGAGAAUCGCUCCAAAUCAACAGGAGGAGUAUUUUUCACGUUUAAAAGGUUUGGUGGAGGAGAUGUAUGACGAGUACAAACAACCAGUCUAUCUUCUGGGCCACAGCAUGGGCAACAAUUACAUCUUGUACUUCCUAAACCAGCAGACCCAGGACUGGAAGGACCACUACGUAAAGGCCUUCAUCUCUCUUGGAGCACCUUGGGGUGGCGCUGUUAAGCCUCUCAGAGUCUUAGCAUCAGGUGACAAUGAUGGUAUACCCUUCGUGUCCAAUAUCAAGAUUCGUGAAGAGCAACGAAUGACAACCUCAAAUCCCUGGAUGGUCCCUUCUGAAGAGGUUUGGCCCAAAGACCAUGCCUUCAUCUCCACCCCUUAUUUCAAUUACACCAACCAAGACUACCCUCGGUUUUUCAAAGAUAUCGACUUUGAGGACGGCUUGUACAUGUGGGAAGAUACCAAAAACCUCACGGCUGGCUUGCCCCCACCUGGAGUUGAGGUCUACUGCAUAUACGGGGUUGGACUCCCUACCCCUGUGUCGUAUGUGUACGACGAGCAGUUUCCAAACGCAGAUCCCAUAGAUAUUAUUUAUGAUGAUGGUGAUGACACCGUUGACAGUCGCAGCUUGAGUCUCUGUAAGCGAUGGAUAGGGAAACAGGAACAGACCGUGCAUGUAAAGGAGCUGAGGGGAAUUGUUCAUCUGGACAUGAUCUUUAAUCACAAGGUGCUCACACUCAUCCAGAGAAUUCUGGAAGGAAAAUUCCCAGUGGAUGAAAACAUCAGUACUGAUAACUUGAAUUAAAACUCCACCUCGUAGAUGUUUGUAUAUAGCAAUGCAGAACUGUACUGCUAUUACAUAAGUUUACAAAAGUUAAAACAUAAAUAUAAUUUUUUUCUUUGUUACAGUUUUGUAUUAUACAGAAUUCAUCAAAUUGUAUUUAUUCUGUACAUUAAAAAUGAUAGAUACUAUAGCUCUUAACGUAUAAAAUGUACUAGAUUUAUGUUUUGUAUAUGUAUUACAUAGCUAUGAUUUGUCUAAACAGAAAUAAGAAAAUUGUAUUCACAAUAUAACAAAAAGUAAAAUUUAGUAGUUCACAAUGUUGUUCACUUGUUAUGAUUUAGUAAAGGUUUACGAAAUGUUACCCAUAAUAGGGCUGCACACAUCUAUGGUAAUCUUACACUUGUCUAUAGACAGUACUAAGCAAAACUGUUCAGAUUUUUGUAAUCUUUUAACCAGUUAGGAGUUCAAAGUGUGCAGCAGUAUAUGGGCAAACAAAUUUUAAUAGAUUAAACUCAGUGCACACAAUAACAAAAAAAGGCAGGAG